AUGAGCCGCUUCUUCGUAGAGCGUGCUUUCUCCAAAGAGGCCAAAGACUUGGGCGAUCAGAUCAUUCUUGACAUCAAGGAUGAGUUUACCAUCAAGCUCAACGAGUCAGAAUGGAUGACCGAAAGCGUUCGUCAGUUGGCAAUCGAGAAGGUCCAUCUCAUUCGCCAGAAGAUUGGAUACCCCACUCAAAGCCCUGACAUUACCAAUGCUGGUGAACUGCAAGAGUACUACAGCAACAUCAGCAUAUCAGCGACCACAUACUUCGAGAACAAGCUGUCGGUUGUUAGACAUGAUGUGCGCGAGAGCUGGUCGCAAGUAGGCAAGCCUGUUGAUAAGGACGAGUGGGGCAUGAGCGCUCAAACGGUGAAUGCCUAUUAUAAUCCUCCAGGUCCGUUUUUUCUUCUUUUUACCUCCUCUUCCCUCCCUCUCCCUGCCUUCUACCACUUGCCGGUCUCUGACACUACAUUCUANGGCAACGAGAUUGUGUUCCCAGCCGGGAUUAUGCAAGCCCCAGUCUUCUACGACCCUUCCAUCCCGAGGUAUCUUUCUUACGGUGCAUUCGGAGCCGUUGCUGGUCACGAGUUGUCUCACGCUUUCGACUCGUCCGGCAGAAACUAUGAUCAGAAUGGCAACUACACUGACUGGUGGGAUAACUCCACUAUUGAGGCAUUCAAGACCAAGACCGAUUGCUUUGUCGAGCAAUAUCACAACUACACUAUUCCCACCAAAAAUGGUCGUCUUCCAAUCAACGGAAAGCUCACAUUGGGUGAGAACAUUGCUGAUGCUGGUGGCCUCACUGCGGCUUAUCAAUCGUGGAAACGCCGUGAUGACGAGAAGGCAGACUUGAUGCUGCCUGGUCUUGAUCACUUUACCAAGGAGCAGAUCUUCUUCCUCGCAUACGGACAGACUUGGUGCGGCAAGAUGAGGUAUGUUGUUAAGCACCAACAACACGCCAAAGCGCUGACACAGUACAGGGAGGAGCAGAUCGUGCAGAGAAUCUACACUGACCCUCACAGUCCGGAUAUGUUCAGAAUCAAGGUGAGUUUCAUGUCUACGAAUUGA
Molecule: messenger RNA, 1062 nt
Organism: Aureobasidium uvarum
Lineage: Eukaryota; Fungi; Ascomycota; Dothideomycetes; Dothideales; Saccotheciaceae
Source: the annotation of a GenBank genome assembly